Molecule: messenger RNA, 12477 nt
Organism: Cercocebus atys (sooty mangabey)
Lineage: Eukaryota; Metazoa; Chordata; Mammalia; Primates; Cercopithecidae
Gene: KCNMA1
Product: potassium channel, calcium activated large conductance subfamily M alpha, member 1
Exons: 32
Coding region: 305-4234 (1309 amino acids)
Biological process (GO): transmembrane transport; potassium ion transport
Cellular component (GO): postsynaptic membrane
Molecular function (GO): large conductance calcium-activated potassium channel activity
Source: RefSeq, a predicted model, not a curated record
CCGGGGCUAGCGGGGCGCGGGCCGGGGAGGGGGAGCUGCCAGCGCUCUCCAUCCCCCUCCCCCCCGGGCGGGCCGGCGGCCGGGGGGAGGGCUGGCGGCGGCGGCUCGCUGUAUAUAUCUCGGCGCACCCCGCCAGGUCGCGCACAGCGCCCCGAGCCCAGGCGCCUCCCCGCCCCCCUCCCGCGCUCCGCGGCGGCGGCGGCGGCAGCAGUAGCAGCAAUAUGGCUGUUGAUGGGUGUUUGGGGUGGCGCUGGCGGCGGGAGGAGCUCCCCCGAGCCCCUGCGCCGGCUGCCCGUUGCUAGCUAUGGCAAAUGGUGGCGGCGGCGGCGGCGGCAGCGGCGGCGGCGGCGGCGGCGGCGGAGGCAGCAGUCUUAGAAUGAGUAGCAAUAUCCACGCGAACCAUCUCAGCCUAGACGCGUCCUCCUCCUCCUCUUCCUCUUCUUCUUCUUCCUCCUCCUCUUCCUCCUCGUCCUCGGUCCACGAGCCCAAGAUGGAUGCGCUCAUCAUCCCGGUGACCAUGGAGGUGCCGUGCGACAGCCGGGGCCAACGCAUGUGGUGGGCUUUCCUGGCCUCCUCCAUGGUUACUUUCUUCGGGGGCCUCUUCAUCAUCUUGCUCUGGCGGACGCUCAAGUACCUGUGGACCGUGUGCUGCCACUGCGGGGGCAAGACCAAGGAGGCCCAGAAGAUUAACAAUGGCUCAAGCCAGGCGGAUGGCACUCUCAAACCAGUGGAUGAAAAAGAGGAGGCAGUGGCCGCCGAGGUCGGCUGGAUGACCUCCGUGAAGGACUGGGCGGGGGUGAUGAUAUCCGCCCAGACACUGACUGGCAGAGUCCUGGUUGUCUUAGUCUUUGCUCUCAGCAUCGGUGCACUUGUAAUAUACUUCAUAGAUUCGUCAAACCCAAUAGAAUCCUGCCAGAAUUUCUACAAAGAUUUCACAUUACAGAUCGACAUGGCUUUCAACGUGUUCUUCCUUCUCUACUUUGGCUUGCGGUUUAUUGCAGCCAAUGAUAAGCUGUGGUUCUGGCUGGAAGUGAACUCUGUAGUGGAUUUCUUCACGGUGCCUCCCGUGUUUGUGUCUGUGUACUUAAACAGAAGUUGGCUUGGUUUGAGAUUUUUAAGAGCUCUGAGACUGAUACAGUUUUCAGAAAUUUUGCAGUUUCUGAAUAUUCUUAAAACAAGUAAUUCCAUCAAGCUGGUGAAUCUGCUCUCCAUAUUUAUCAGCACGUGGCUGACUGCAGCCGGGUUCAUCCAUUUGGUGGAGAAUUCAGGGGACCCAUGGGAAAAUUUCCAAAACAACCAGGCUCUCACCUACUGGGAAUGUGUCUAUUUACUCAUGGUCACAAUGUCCACCGUUGGUUAUGGGGAUGUUUAUGCAAAAACCACGCUUGGGCGCCUCUUCAUGGUCUUCUUCAUCCUCGGGGGACUGGCCAUGUUUGCCAGCUACGUCCCUGAAAUCAUAGAGUUAAUAGGAAACCGCAAGAAAUACGGGGGCUCCUAUAGUGCGGUUAGUGGAAGAAAGCACAUUGUGGUCUGCGGACACAUCACUCUGGAGAGUGUUUCCAACUUCCUGAAGGACUUUCUGCAUAAGGACCGGGAUGACGUCAAUGUGGAGAUCGUUUUUCUUCACAACAUCUCCCCCAACCUGGAGCUCGAAGCUCUGUUCAAACGACAUUUUACUCAGGUGGAAUUUUAUCAGGGUUCAGUCCUCAAUCCACAUGAUCUUGCAAGAGUCAAGACACCAUGCAUAAGGCAGACCUGUCUCAGCGUUGGUUCUUUCUUUUUCAGAGUAAUCUCUAUAAAGAACUACCAUCCGAAGAUAAGAAUCAUCACUCAAAUGCUGCAGUAUCACAACAAGGCCCAUCUGCUAAACAUCCCGAGCUGGAAUUGGAAAGAAGGUGAUGACGCAAUCUGCCUCGCAGAGCUGAAGUUGGGCUUCAUAGCCCAGAGCUGCUUGGCUCAAGGCCUCUCCACCAUGCUUGCCAACCUCUUCUCUAUGAGGUCAUUCAUAAAGAUUGAGGAAGACACGUGGCAGAAAUACUACUUGGAAGGAGUCUCAAAUGAAAUGUACACAGAAUAUCUCUCCAGUGCCUUCGUGGGUCUGUCCUUCCCUACUGUUUGUGAGCUGUGUUUUGUGAAGCUCAAGCUCCUAAUGAUAGCCAUUGAGUACAAGUCUGCCAACCGAGAGAGCCGAAGCCGAAAGCGUAUAUUAAUUAAUCCUGGAAACCAUCUUAAGAUCCAAGAAGGUACUUUAGGAUUUUUCAUCGCAAGUGAUGCCAAAGAAGUUAAAAGGGCAUUUUUUUACUGCAAGGCCUGUCAUGAUGACAUCACAGAUCCCAAAAGAAUAAAAAAAUGUGGCUGCAAACGGCUGAUAUAUUCCAAGAUGUCCAUCUACAAGAGAAUGAGACGAGCAUGUUGUUUUGAUUGCGGACGUUCUGAGCGUGACUGCUCGUGCAUGUCAGGCCGUGUGCGUGGUAACGUGGACACCCUUGAGAGAGCCUUCCCACUUUCUUCUGUCUCUGUUAAUGAUUGCUCCACCAGUUUCCGUGCCUUUGAAGAUGAGCAGCCGUCAACGCUAUCACCAAAAAAAAAGCAACGGAAUGGAGGCAUGCGGAACUCACCCAACUCCUCGCCUAAGCUGAUGAGGCAUGACCCCUUGUUAAUUCCUGGCAAUGACCAGAUUGACAACAUGGACUCCAAUGUGAAGAAGUACGACUCUACUGGGAUGUUUCACUGGUGCGCGCCCAAGGAGAUAGAGAAGGUCAUCCUGACUCGAAGUGAAGCCGCCAUGACCGUCCUGAGUGGCCACGUCGUGGUCUGCAUCUUUGGUGAUGUCAGCUCAGCCCUGAUCGGCCUUCGGAACCUGGUGAUGCCGCUCCGUGCCAGCAACUUUCAUUACCAUGAGCUCAAGCACAUUGUGUUUGUGGGCUCUAUUGAGUACCUCAAGCGGGAAUGGGAGACGCUUCAUAACUUCCCCAAAGUGUCCAUAUUGCCUGGUACACCAUUAAGUCGGGCUGAUUUAAGGGCUGUCAACAUCAACCUCUGUGACAUGUGCGUUAUCCUGUCAGCCAAUCAGAAUAAUAUUGAUGAUACUUCGCUGCAGGACAAGGAAUGCAUCUUGGCGUCACUCAACAUCAAAUCUAUGCAGUUUGAUGACAGCAUCGGGGUCUUGCAGGCUAAUUCCCAAGGGUUCACACCUCCAGGAAUGGAUAGAUCCUCUCCAGAUAACAGCCCAGUGCACGGGAUGUUACGUCAACCAUCCAUCACUACUGGGGUCAACAUCCCCAUCAUCACUGAACUAGCUAAACCGGGCAAGUUGCCUUUGGUAUCAGUCAAUCAGGAAAAAAACAGUGGGACGCACAUUCUAAUGAUAACUGAACUGGUGAAUGAUACUAAUGUUCAGUUUUUGGACCAAGACGAUGAUGAUGACCCCGAUACAGAACUGUACCUCACGCAGCCCUUUGCCUGCGGGACAGCGUUUGCCGUCAGUGUCCUGGACUCGCUCAUGAGCGCGACAUACUUCAAUGACAAUAUCCUCACCCUGAUACGGACCCUGGUGACCGGAGGAGCCACACCGGAGCUGGAAGCUCUGAUUGCUGAGGAGAAUGCCCUUAGAGGUGGCUACAGCACCCCGCAGACACUGGCCAAUAGGGACCGCUGCCGCGUGGCCCAGUUAGCUCUGCUCGAUGGGCCAUUUGCAGACUUAGGGGAUGGUGGUUGUUAUGGUGAUCUGUUCUGCAAAGCUCUGAAAACAUAUAAUAUGCUUUGUUUUGGAAUUUACCGGUUGAGAGAUGCCCACCUCAGCACCCCCAGUCAGUGCACAAAGAGGUAUGUCAUCACCAACCCCCCCUACGAGUUUGAGCUCGUGCCGACGGACCUGAUCUUCUGCUUAAUGCAGUUUGACCACAACGCCGGCCAGUCCCGGGCCAGCCUGUCCCAUUCCUCCCACUCGUCGCAGUCGUCCAGCAAGAAGAGCUCCUCUGUUCACUCCAUCCCAUCCACGGCAAACCGACAGAACCGGCCCAAGUCCAGGGAGUCCCGGGACAAACAGAAUGCAACAAGGAUGAAUAGAAUGGGCCAAGCAGAAAAGAAAUGGUUUACAGAUGAACCGGAUAAUGCCUAUCCCAGAAACAUUCAAAUCAAGCCCAUGAGUACCCACAUGGCUAACCAGAUCAACCAAUAUAAAUCCACAAGCAGCUUGAUUCCACCAAUCAGAGAAGUUGAAGAUGAAUGUUGACUCCCAGGAGACCAGAACUAUUUUUUUAAAGCCUGACAAACUUCAUCAAUGGUGAUGUGACUUUUCUUCUUACAUGCUGAAUCACUGGUGGAAACAUUAGGAUAAGCAAGAAUUGCCAGAAAAUAAAGUAGACAGAUCUUUCUCUUUGUCUGCCUUGAAUAUUGCUUCCAUGUAUUUUGGAAAAGAAAAUGAUUUCAUUUAUAAAUGAACAUACUAAAAUAGUCAUGUAUAGCCUCUAGCAUUUUAAAUUAUUUUUGUUUAUUAGAAAGAAAAUAUAUUUUUUCUUUUCUUUCCAUUGUCAAAUAUCUUCCCUAUAUCUAAACAAUGCAAACUCUAAAUGAAUAAGUGGCCAGACUCCUUAAUGCGUUUUUCUCUUCUUUCUCUCUUUUUCUUUUGAGGAGAAUGAUGGUCACCACCACAAUUAAUUGUAAUUAAUUUUAAUGAAUUAUUAAAACAAUUUUAAAAUGGCCAACGAUGUAUACAUGUAUUUUAGUAAGUCCAAAAAAGAAGACGAAGGGGACAGGUGAAUACCUGCUCCUCGCCUGGAUGGGUGUGUGUUUUGAUCUGCAUUGACACCAGCUCUUAAUAAAUGGAAACUUAUUUAUUUUCACAGUUGAAAGUCAUAUUUUUGUAGUUUUAGUUUUCAUUCUGUAGUUCUCACCCCUUUGUUCAUAUUUUUAAAGGGAAGACCUUCUUGCUGCUUUUCUACAAUUGGCAGAUCAGGUUUGUCUGGCCAACUAAGGAUACCAGGAGGGUUGUGGGCAAGCCUGGGAUGUGGAAGCUGAGGACCAGAUGCGCACAAGGCAUUGCUCUGUUUGCUGUUCUAGUGGUGGGGACUCCUACAUGCUGUAUGCUUCUCAUUUUGUAUUUCCAAACCACCUGAGCGAGUAAUGUCAACUUCGGGAGGGUCUGGUGGACUUCCUCCCCACUCCCCAAGUCUCAGAGCUUUUAGCCUGGAAGUUUGUAAAACUGAUCAAUAGUUUUACUUUACCAUAGGCUAUGAGAGGGCAUUCAUUCUUCUCACUGAGUUUUUGUUUAAAAACCAGGAAAUUUCUACAAUCAUGGAGACGGGAUUUUAAUUUGCAUGCUCUCCUUUAUUUAGUUGCUGGGGCCAAACACGUGAACUUGUUACAACAAUUUUAAAAAUAAUAAUAACAAAAGGAAAGCAAUGAAUGCACUUCAUAUAGACUGUUAGAAAAGGCCUUUGAAAAUUACCAGCAGUGAAAUCAAAUAUAUCAGCCACUUUAAACUGCGGUCAAAAGAUUUUUCUAGCCAUCAGAUGCAAUUACAAUGUCUCAGAGCUCUGCUGUCGCUUGCAUGCUAGGUGUACAGUCUCCCGGCAACUGUUUUGUUCUAAUCAACUUAGCAAGUCUUUCAACUUUAAAAUUAUCAGUCUUUGAUAUGAUCAUCAAGGUCUCUGGAGAAGCAUGGAUGUGAUAGUGAUUUCUAUUUUCUUUAAAAAAUGUAAACUGUGGACACUUAAAGGAACCAAGCUAACCAAAGUAUCUCCCCAAAAUUUCAUGAUAUCUAGUCCAUUAACUCUUUGGACCAUGACCUGUGGUACUUAGUUAUGGUAGUGCAAAUCAGAUCAGAGCAAAGCAAUGAGAUCAUCAUGAAGACAUAUGUCCACUAAGUACUCCAAUUACCAAUGUAGGCAAAAUGAGCUUCCAUCUCUGUCCACUCCCUGCAGAGCCAAUAUAGUUGUGCUUCCACCUCGUAGGCAUUGUCCUGCAGUGACUUGUCGGACUGUGGUUACUCUGUCGUCACAUUUUGUAGAAUUAGUUCUAUAAAAGUAUUGUGAAUAUAAUGUAUGUCCAAUUGGAUUGUUUAAAAACUACUUAUAAUUAAUCACUAGCCUACUCAGCAGACUAAAAUGACGUCAACAGUCUAUAUUCAGGCUUAUAAACAUUUCUUGGUUUCCAACAGAAGUCAAAUGUGUUUGUGGGGAGAACCUUUUGCCAGGAUUUUGACAACUUUCCUGAAAGCUAGGCCUUCUUUUACAUAAUGAUUUUGCACUGGGGUCACCUUAGUACAUUCACGUCAAUCCACGCUCUUCUUUCCUUCGUGAACCAUAGUGGGCUCUUCACUCCUGCUCCUAAUAACCACCUCCGAAUUUGUUAGAGCGAUUUGGUCUCCUCUGGCAGGCUGUGGUGGCCACAUAAAGGAUCUUCCAUUAGAGGGACACAGGACACAAAGCUCCAUUCCCACUACCCUCUCUUCCCUGUGUCUCCCCUACCAAGGUAAUCUGGAAGCAGAAAUGCAAACUCCAACCCCACAACACAUCCAUUGAUGCAUUCGUGGCUAGAGAUUUGAAUCUAAACUUAAAAAAAAAAAUCAUAAUAAUUAGGAUCAUCUCCUACAGCAAAGGGCUCCUUGAUUCAUAAGCACCACCACCCCAGAAAAAACAAAACAAAUUAGUAGAAAUUCAUUUUCUUAAGUAGAGCAAUAAGUUCAUACUAUGUUGCCUUUGUAAUAAUGAAUUGUUCUGGCCUAGAAAACAAAAUGAGGCGUUUUGUUAAGGAGGUAGGAAAAUGGCUGGCUGUUGGGCCCUUUGGCAAAAGCUGGUGCCUGGUAAGUAGAAAGCGAAAUGGAAGCAAGUAAGAUUUGGGAAAUCACUGGAAGGCUCAAGCAAAUGCCAGAGCUUCUCCCUGGCUUGUUCCUACUCGUUGAGCUCUUUGGCCCUGAGUCCCAUCCAUCUCCGCUGAGACAGUCUGUCUUUCUGCCUACAUCCACCUGAGACCAAGGAGGGUCUUCUUUAGUACAGUCCACAUUAUGAGGCUCUGAUUUCCAUCCCAGUUUAGGGCUCCAGAAAAGCCAUUCUCCCAAACUAAUGAUUCUUGGGUGCUGUGGGAAUCAAAGACUCACCAACAGGCUGUUUACAGAGCAGAAAAUAUCAUCACCAUCAUCACCUUUCUCCUUGAGAAAACUUAUUUUUUUCUUAUCAAUUUUAUAUUUUAGAAUAUCAUCUUGAACCGUUACAAAACACCUUAAAUAAAAGUGACUGUGACUAAGGCAUGUUGGAGAACAUUCCAAAACUCUUUCUUCCCAAGGGUUCUGGCACCUUAUGAUGUACUUUGUAAAAAAUUGAUUGAAGAUUUUAAAUAAACAGGAAAUUGGAAGUGUUUUUUAGAGUUAGAUAAAGGAAAAGUGAAAAAGCAUAAGAAAUCUGGGAUAUUUUCAUGUUGAAAGGAGAAAAAGCACAAAUUCCCUAGUUACCAUUUAAUAUGAGGGUGCAAGAGCCGCAUUUACAACCAGCUAUGAUCUUUGAAAAUGUUUUUAAAACUCUCUGCGUCUCAGUGACUUCAUUUGUAAAUGAGAGUGAUUCCUCUAGAUGACUCUAAGGUCCCUUCAGGUCCCAGGGCACAUGAUCUAAGUUAGGAGUGGGAACAUGGGAGCGGCUGCCUCUUCUUGGCUAAACAUUUGGAGACUAUUGUGUCCAGGGCUGGAAUAAUCAUCCUUUAUGUUGCAUCACCCAGGCAACACUCUCAGCCUUACUCACGAGUGGUGAACAUUUUCUGCUCUGGACGUAGAAUAGGUAGGUUCAUUCCUGUGCUUUUCACCUUAGAGUCUUUUUAGGUUCAAGAUGCAAAUUUCUCAUUUCGGAGAAAUGAUAGUCACCAUCACAAUUAAUUGUAAUUAAGGGAAAUGAAUUAUUAAAACGAUUUAAAAAUGGCCAGCACCUGAAUCACAUUGGUCAUAUUUCACUGCCUGUUCUAGGGUUUUCUUCUCAAUUUCAUCCCUCCUUUCCCCGCCCUUUUUUUUUUUUUUUUUGGUUCAAGGCCCAGCUUCAGUUAAUCCCUUCAUCUCUAUUCCAUGUCUCCAAUUCCUAGUAUGUAACUAGAGGUUCAAGAGACCCCAAAUUCCUGCCAUUUUCCCCAUUUAUGUUUCCCCAUGUGGAUCUUCAGGAAGUAACCAGUCUUCCUUCUCACUUCAUUUCCUGUCCUCUGUUUAUUUGGUUGUUUUUUUUCGUUAAUAAACUAACCAUCUCUUAGCUACUUACAUUCAUAAAUGUAAUUUUAAUCUAUUGUUUUAUUGUCAAAGGGAACCUCAUUGAAGGAAGGAAAGGCGAAAUUGAGGAAUAAAGGUAGGAAGGGAGAGAAACAAAGACUAUUCAACCAUUUGACUGAGAUGUGAGCCGCCUUGACUCCUAGGAGACUAAGUAGAUCCAUUCAGCUUGAACACUGAGCUCCAGGGCAGAAUCUGUCCAUUUUCUGUUUUAUUCUUACUUGCUGCUUUUGGAAUGGUGGUAAAGCCACCAAUUGCCAUGACCCUUGAAAGGAUCUUCACUAAUUAGGACUGACUCACCCUCUUUAAAAAGCAAAAGAAACAGAAUUUACUUACAAUCUUCUGGCAAAUUACCUUUCUGCCCCUCUCCUCAUUCCCAAAAGGCAUUUUAUUUUAAUCCAGCAGAGAUGAUUUAGCAUAUAAAUCCCAUGGUCAUUUGAGGAGGUGAUGAUGCUAUUUGGAUUUAUUUAUGAGAGAGUAGUAAUGAGAAAUGAUUCCUAGACAGUUUAUACUAGUUCGGUCAUAUUGGUUGUUUAAGUGCAGUCUUUUCCAAUUGGUUGUUUCCAAUAAAAUAUCAGUUGUUAAUAAUUUCAAGAAUUCCAUAAAAAUAAGGAAACUUGGAAAACAUUUUAAAUUUUAUUUCUUAAGAGACCACAGAGCCUAAUUUUCAAUUUUUAUGGUAAGCUUGCUUAAAACAUGUAUAGAAAGAAGCCUAUGUGCUCAAAGACAGAGGCACCUUUAGCCCUACAAUGGUUGGAAGCUCCAUGAUAUCAUAGCCCCACAUGGAUAGAUUGGAGAAAGAAUUCUGACUUAGACCCCCUGUAGCAGACUUUCCUCUUUUGACAUAUAUAUAUAUAUAUAUUUUUUUAAUCACAGAAAGGACCUGAGACUCCUUAUCUAAAGAUAAGACAAACUUGGGGUAUACAUUAAGAAUCCAGGAAGACAGAAAAAAAGAAAAAGAUAUAAUAAGCAGUAUUUUAAAAUACCAUCAGUUAUGGGCAUGCAUCUGGUACAAAGAGUAGUUCUUUAGGUUGGAAGAAAGAAGAGUUUGCAUUGAGCUGCAUGGGCUGGUAAGAAUGCAGAGGCAUAUAAUGCUUGAUGGGCUUUGGAGGCAUUUCAAUAGUAAUUGGGUGACAGGACUGGAAAGAUGUGUAAUAUGAGGGUUUUCCAGGGAGAUGGGACUUAAUGGGCCAUGAUGUAUUUGUAGGAAUGUGAUUUCAAUAGAUUGACUAUUUUGUCUACUGUGUUAAGUUUGUGUAGGGGAACUGGGGAAAACUGAGAUGCUACUUCAUGGAAGGAGCUACAAAGUACAGUCUAAAGGCCUAUAUAAAAGCUUGAAACUUGAUUUAGAAAGUCAUGAAAAGCCACUAAGAGUUUUAAGCAAAGAGUGAUGGGGCAGCAAUGGCUGUGCAUUUUUCAGGCUGAAAGUAGUGAGAUGUCAGUUCUUCCUGGAAAAUAUCAUGAGAAUGCACACAAAACUGAACAUAUUCUCAGUAGCAAGGAGUGCUAAAGGUUGCCCACUCCAAGUCAACAAUUCACCGUGUGCAACACCCCCCUUCCUCACACAUUUGGCUUUGCUUUCUGUCACAAGACCAUCAGACGUAGAACGUCCUGACUCUCCUGAAUUACUAGAAUGUCAGCAACAAACUCACAAAGUAGAUUAGAGGGUAGGAAUGGAUACAUAAAUUUUUAAAAAUUGGCCAAUCAUACUAUUUUCUAGACAGUAAUAUAAUAAGAACAUGAGGCAGGACAUCCACAAAUUGUAGAGAAUAAUUAAUAGUCCAGAACUGCCAAAUAGGAAUUUCCAUUAUGAAAACAUCCUUGUAGCUAAUCAGGGAGCCCUUGCUUAGAAACCUGUUAGCACCCAUUAAAUAUUUGUAAAAGGAGCGGAUGGGAGAGAAAUGAGCACAAUAUAGGUACUGCCAUCAAUCAGCUUAUAAUACAACUAAAGAAAGAAAACAUGCUCAAAGCGCCAUUAGAGAAAGGGUGAGCCCUAACGAUAUAGUUUCACAUUCAAUAUGGUAGGAGAUGAAACAAGGGAGAAAUGCUGUGGUUUGAAGUGGUUCAGCAAGGUAGGAUUUCUAGAGAAAGGGGGGUUUAGGAGUUAGAUUAGUAGAGGGUCAGCAUUCCAGGUAUGAAGGCAGGAUUAUCUGGCAUGUGGCAGGGUGGGUGAUGUUCAUCAGUAACUGCUAAUUGAUAUUUACUGAGCAACUGUUGUGUCCUCAAGACUGUAAGGCUAUUAGAGAAAGAUAGCCCGCCUGCCUAACUGGGAACACAAGGCACACAUAUAUUGGAAAGAUCACGUUGCACAAAACAGGUGUUCAAUAAAUAAUUUUUUAAUAAAUGUGAACACUCAAUAACAAAUAAAUGUUACAGAUUGUAAUAGUUGUAGAAGAUUGGUUGGGAUUGUAGUGACUGGAUAUGGGGCAAUGGCUGUGGGUCUAGAGUAUAUUCAUUGUGCAGUGAACACACACCUAAUCUGUCCUCAAGGACAGAACCAUGUGGAGGAAUAGGAAAACAAGAGAAGCAGGCAGGAAGGGGAGGCUGUGAGUAUGACAGCUAAGAAAUGUUAUAUUGGGUUAAUCCAGAGCAGGAAAAGCUGAGCGCUGUCCAUGAGAGAAGGCCCCAUAGGCAAGACGAGUGGGACAGGGGUGUGAAGAAGUGGGCUACAACAGGCCCUGCAGAUGUGGAAGCCAGAUCCACAGAGGCACUUAGAAAGUGAGGAUCCUGGAUGAAUUAUUUUAGGGAGAAAGUAUAGGUUUAGAUCAGCUGGCAGAGAUGUGUUUGUAAGCUAAAGUCAUGUUUUUCAGGACUAAAAAGGAGCAAAAUAAGUAGACCUUCUUGGGACAGGAGAUCUAGGGUACUCUGAAACCAGGAAAAUGAGAAAUAAGAGGGGAAUUUUAAGAAAGAGAGGACAGAUCAUCUAUGAGGCUGGAGAUGAAAGGUGUUGGAGAUGGUGAUGUAGAAGUCAAAGGACUCACUUGAAGGACUCACUCUGCUUAUUUGUCCAUAUUCCCAGAGCUUGUCAUGAGAUCUGGCCCAGGUGGACAGUCACUCAGCCACUAUGUGUCACUGUGGCUGCCAUGGUGGAUGGAGGCUGGACAGGUAGUGUGGCGAUUGGCAGUCUUUCUGGAGGACUCAGGAGGGAGGGGUUUCAAGGCGGGCAUCACUUUUCACGUUCCUGUCCAUGUCUGUACUGUUCUUCUUCCCUCCCUGAACAGCACACACCCUGCACCCUUAGUUUCAGGGGUCUGAAAACAAAUGCUACAACCACACUGCUUUGGUGGCUUUUCUGAACAGGCAGUGUGAGAAGAGAUGUUCUGGCCAGGUGAAAGUGGACUUUAUCUUUAGGUAGGUUUGUCAGUUUAGAAAGGUUUCCUUUGCUUAUCCCUUGAGGACUUCUGUGCUGCUGCUUCUCCUCCGUCUUGCUAGUUAACAGAACAGGGACAGAAGUGACACCAGUACUCUUGGCCUUGCCUGCUUUGGGAAGCACUACCGGGCCCCACUGUUUAGAAUGUUAGAUGGAAAUGUACAUAAGGCACUGGCACACGCCUGCCAGAGUGACCCAGUGCUUCUCUCCCAUGGGACUCAGGGUCAGCAUGGGAAGGCUGCUGGCAGGGACAGGAGCCCCACCCACAAGGUGGACCGAGCCUCACUUCCACACAAAACCAGAAUCCCAUCUGCCCCAGAGCACUCGCUCUCCUCCCCUUCCUUCCGCUCAAUUCGGUCUGACAUGCCUUUGACCAGAACUGCAAAAUUUCAAACAUAAACCCAGAUCUGUUGGGAAAUCCUAAUUAAAAACGUUCCAUUCCCAGGUGGCACAAUCACAUCCUGCCUAAAACUUCUGGCCCACAUCCCACCACCCAGAUGUUGAAAAGAAACCUUCCUCUGCGUAACACCAAAACUUGCACUUCAAGGUUUCUUUAGGGGACAAAGAAAAAUAAAAAGUACACACAUGCAGAGUGCAGCCUACAUGUUCAUUAAGGAAAAAGAGCGUGGCUUAUUCAUCUUUCGAUCUUUGUUGGCAUUAUGAUUAUGAUUAUGAUUAAUUACUCUGACCUGACAGGAAUUGAAGAAGAGAAUAUAUGCUGGUGCUCUGAAAUGAUCUACCCAACUCUGUCAUCUGUAACAACCAGUGAUAACUCUCUUGUCUUGUAAAAAGGGUUUGUACAUAACUUGUACAUGGUUUCAUUUUGUAUUUUUCGCAGAUUAAAAAUUUAUGUAUUUGUGUUCUAAAA